Miscanthus lutarioriparius is the source of this 1608-nucleotide messenger RNA. NCBI's taxonomy places the organism in Eukaryota, Viridiplantae, Streptophyta, Magnoliopsida, Poales, Poaceae. The record is from the annotation of a GenBank genome assembly.
AUGUUAUGCCGCGCCACCACGGGAGCUCCGGCGCGGCCAAAUCCUAGCGGCGCAGCCUGGCGCCAUCACGCCCGCGCCGGCUUCCCUGUUGCCUCGCCGGGCCACCGCGCCAUUGUUGGCGGGUUCUGCCGCCGCUGUGUCCGCCUACGCGGCGCACGGAGCAACCAAAGGCAUAGCCGGAGGGGCAGCCCAUGCGCCAGCACCGUCUCCUUCCUCCCGUGCACGUUGUCUCCUCACCUCACAAUACGUCCUGGGCAAGAUAACUCGGAAAUGUUGUGCAGCAAGCUAAGACUAUCUACCUUUAACUCAUUUACAGGAGUGUUUUUGCUGCUUUGCAAAAAGGAUCUGUGUCGUAAUAAGCUUUUUUUUACAAACACAAGCUGGAUUGUGGUUAGUAUGGCCUCUAAGAGAAGCACUCGAAUGCGGGCAAAAAAGGAAGAAUGCAUCAUGAACUCCCUCCCAAGCGAACUCAUUGAGCAGGUGUUUAUUAGGCUCUCAGCUAGUUGUUUGCUGCGGUGCAUUGGUGUCUGCAAGAUGUGGCGCAUCAUCAUCCGAGAUUCACAGUUUGCCAUGGCACACCUCGAGCAUGUACCACCCUGUACGCUCCUGUUCUCCCCAAAAGGGUCGAUUUCAGGCACGCUGUGCCCCAGUGAUGCUGUUAUCUUCGACGAAGCCUGGUCACCGUUGACAUGGGCGGCACCAGUGAUUGGGCCGGAUGAUCUCCUCUGUGGUACAUGCAAUGGGCUUCUUUGCUUACACACGCCUACAUCAACUCUCAAGAUAGCCAACCUUGCAACUGGUGAAUGUCUGCAUCUAAAGAAGCCUACAAAAAGCUUAAAAGAUGACCACUUUUCUUUCUACAGAUUUGGAUUUCACCCAGCCACUAAAGAAUACAAGUUUACUGAGAAAUGGAAAGAUAUCGUAACUCCAGAAGCUCUAAGUUUGAACUGUGUGAAAAAAUCCGGAGUAGUUAUUGUUGAUGGUAUAAUGUAUUGGCUUAUUGAAGAUGGGGGAUCUAAUUGGAAUCCUGCAGUUAUGUCCUUUGAUCUUGUGGAAGGAAGUUUUGCACAGAUACAGCUGCCAGCGGUUGAGCUUGAAGAUUGGGCAUUUGGUGAUGGCCGUAAUUACUGGGUCACAGAGAUCAACGGGAAGGUCUGGGCAUUGAAUGGAGCUGUAGAUCAAAGGUCGAGCCAUAUGUACAGUAUUCAGCUUUCAUCAAAUUUUGCCCUAGGACUACAUUUUGUUUAUGGAGAUAAGAUCUUGAUUCAACAUCGUGAUAGUAACUUGUAUUCUUAUGAAUUGCUUGGGAAGAACUUUGAGAUUGAAUCUAGCAAGAUGGUUAAGCUGUUAGAUUUGAAUCCCCGUGGAGAGGAUGACAUGCAAUUAUAUACCUGUGUGAAGUCACUUGUGCGUUUAGAUUUAUAUGCAAAGGCUGCUGUUGUGCAUAGCCCAAAGAGGCAGGGGGGAUGGAAACUGAAAAAAUGGAAAGCAUGGCAGUAUAAGGUUUUCGACCUAGAGAAAACGUGGAGAAAAAUUUAUCAAUUAGAGAAGGCUUGUAUGCUGGAAUUUACACAACAUGUGCGCACAAAAUAUGAGGAAUUUGCAUGA